CUUCCCCCGAAUGGUAAAACUUAAAAAAAAAAAAAAAUUGGCAUUUCUCGGCAGUUUCAAUCUCUGGAAGGCACAACGCACAAGAGCAAAAAGAUGCAGAAAGCUGAGUCUAGGGUUGACAAGGGACCUUGAUGAUCAUGGAUACUCCUGAUGCUACAAAGAAAACCUCCAUUUCCAUCUCCACUGAUGCUGCUGCUGUUUCUUCUGAAUCUCCUCCUGUUCAAGAGUCCCCUUUUUUCAGCUUUGUAAACAAUUUAUCUCCAAUAAAGUCUGUCAAGGCUUCUCGUGUGGCUCAAGAUUUCCUUGGACUUAAUUCUCCCCCUGUCGUCUUCACAUCACCUCGUAUUAAUCCUCAUCGUGGAUCAAAGUUCUUGGAGAGGCCUCAAUGCUCUCAAUCAGCCACUGUAGAAAUUUCUCAUAGUGUCAAUGGAGGCAGGAGCCUUGUUGAUAAUCCCGUUGAUUCUGACAAACCUACUUCUUUACCGCCGGGAUUUAUAGCUGAUGGCAAGAAUGAUUCAAAUGCUCAACACUGCAGCCCUUCACUGUGUGUGGAAUCUGUAGAUGAAUAUUUAGCUGAUCCUUCAGAUAUUGAUCACUUGUCUUCGGGGCAUUCAGUCAACCCGGAUGUGAAACAAUCUAAUGAACAUGUUGAAUCAUCACUAAAUGACUUUACUCACUCAAAGAAAGCCAUAUCAAAAGUUGAUGACAAAAAGGGCCCCGGUGACAAGAUGAACGAACCUUCACUUUUGUUGGGGGAGUCUGAAGCCAGUUAUCAAGAAAAGCCAAGAUUAGUUGAUGAAGCAGAGAAAGUAGAAGGGGAGAAAGCUGUUGAAUGGCCUUCUCAAGAAUGCGCAAAGUCAGAGUCCAUUUUAUCUGUUGACCGUGUUUUGGAGAAACGACGUUCUGAUGAUUCAAUUGUCCUGUGCACAGGAAAUGAAAUGCAGGAUUGUUGUGAUUGUACCUCUCAGUCGAUGCUUGAGCCUUUGCUGGAUGUAAAAGAAAGUGAAGAUGGUGGCGAGAUGGAGACAACCUCUUGCGUAAGCGUACAGAACAUGUCACAGGACAGCACCAAUGCCAGCCAAAAGCACCGGGGCCUGCGUAGACGUUGCCUUCAGUUUGGGGAGGCUACGUCAAGUGCUUUUGGAAAUUUGAACAGCUCCCCGCUUCAAGCCCAUGUUCCCGAAGAUUUAAUACCCUCAGCUAACUCCCCAGAUUCUAAAGAUUUAGAAGCUUCUCAUGUUGCACUAAAUGAUACUGCAGGUGAAAAGAGAAUGUUCACGAAGUCCAAACCUAUCACUACCACAUUUUCUCAUCGGCGUAGUGAAAUCUUCCCUGCCAAAAGUUCUAAGCCAUCAGGCAUUGGGUUACACCUAAAUAGCAUUGUAAAUGCUAUGCCCCAUGGCCGUGCUGCAUUUACAGGUAUGAGGUUAGCAGAGGGCUGUUCAGGUUUACAAGGCGGGAAGUCAGCUACUUCACUGAGCUGCCGCAAUGCUGAGGACUUAAAGACGGGCUUAAUUUCAUCAAACAUGGAUGAGCAACUAUCGAUUGGCAAUGAACGUGAGAGGCACGAAAGGAAUGCUUCAAUAACUGCGGAUCCUCUCGCCUCCGAUUCCCCGAGCUCUAUAGAGCAAGCAAAUUUGUCAAUACACGUCGAGCAUCCAUCAAGUGUCCAAGAUGAGAGACAAUUAAGCUCUCUAGGUGAUGGAAAUUUUGAAGAUUCCAAUCAAACGAGCCCCAAAAAGAAAAAGAAGAGAACCUCAAACCCCACUGAUGAUGAUGGUUGUAAAAGGUGCAACUGUAAGAAGAGUAAAUGUUUAAAACUUUACUGUGAUUGUUUUGCAGCCGGAUUAUUUUGUGCUGAGUCUUGUGCUUGCCAAGACUGCUUUAAUAGACCAGAACAUGGGGAUUUGGUUCUUGAGACAAGGCAGCAAAUAGAAACCCGUAACCCACUUGCAUUUGCCCCCAAGAUUGUGCAGCAUGUUGCUGAUUUGCCUUCAAAUAAUAUGGACGAUACCAAUAUAACGACACCAUCAUCAGCAAGACAUAAAAGAGGUUGCAACUGCAAAAAGUCAAUGUGUCUGAAAAAAUAUUGUGAAUGUUAUCAGGCUAAUGUCGGAUGCUCCAGCGGAUGUCGAUGCGAGGGAUGUAAGAAUGUAUAUGGCAGGAAAGAAGAUUACGUUGCCAUUGAAUAUGCUUUGAGUGAAGAAAGGAGAAACAGAGCAGAAGAAGGAUCAAAUGGCACGCUUCACAGUAAGCUGGAAACGGAGGCAAAUAAGACGGAUUUGUUACACGGAGAGUUGUAUGAUCUACACUGCCUUUCUCCUCUAACACCGUCUUUGCAAUGCUCAGACCAAGGAAAGCAAGCUGCAAAUUUUCGAGCUCCUUCUGGGAAAUAUCUUCCAGGCACAGGGAUGAUAAGAAAUGCCUCUAAUGAUCGGCAACAGGAUAUCAACAUGGAAAUAAUGGAUCAAUCAUCACCAAGAUGUAAUUCAGUUGCCAAAGUAGGGCAGCUGGCUAUUUCUAAUUCUCAAUCAAUGUCUAGUGCUUCAUUCUCAACUAAAACAAGAGAUCAGACACACAUUCCACGUGUUCUAUCCGGUGGUUCCCUUCGGUGGCGUAGUUCACCAAUCACCCCAAUGACUAAAUCAGGUGAAACUAAAUCUCUCCAAUGUCUUGAAUCGGGCAGUAGACUUUAUGACAUUUUAGAAGAUGAAACACCUGAGAUGUUGAAGGAAGCCUCAACGCCCAUUAAGUCUGUGAAAACAAGUUCCCCUAAGCAGAAGAGAGUAUCACCUCCUCACAGUCAUCUACGUGAACUUGGUUCAAGCUCUUCAGGAGGCUUGAGAAGUGGCAGGAAAUUCAUAUUGAAAGCUGUACCUUCCUUCCCGCCACUGACCCCAUGCAUUGUUUCGAAAACCAAUGAUCAUGGGAAUUCAGAGGAUAACAGGCAAGUGACGGACGAUCCCAAAAGCUGAAAGGAUCUCUCAAUGCGAACAAGUUUGGAUUAUCAUCCGAUCUGAAUCAGAAAGGGUAGUGCUUAAAAAAAAUUGUAAAAAUAAUGAUUGAUUCGAGAACAUUUUUCUUGAUCGAAGAAGUGCAGAACCUUGCUUAUGAUUUAUGUAAUGUCGUUGGUUGUCUUGCCUCUGCCGGAUGCGGGCAUGUCAACAAGUGUAAUUAGAUGGACUUUUAAGCGUCGCAUGAACUCUUGUAUGCAUGUAAUUGAAUUGAACUUGCUCCAACCAAAAUUAAAUUGAUGAGGAUGAGGGGUCGAUCUAAAGAUUUCA
Messenger RNA from Prosopis cineraria, 3284 nucleotides. RefSeq lists its product as uncharacterized. The transcript is spliced from 11 exons. Bases 132 to 2975 code for a protein of 947 amino acids. Lineage: Eukaryota; Viridiplantae; Streptophyta; Magnoliopsida; Fabales; Fabaceae. The record is from RefSeq and is a predicted model, not a curated record. Gene Ontology annotation, molecular function: DNA-binding transcription factor activity.